Messenger RNA from Sinocyclocheilus grahami, 668 nucleotides. RefSeq names its product poly [ADP-ribose] polymerase 1-like. Gene Ontology annotation, molecular function: DNA binding; zinc ion binding. The transcript has 3 exons. Bases 4 to 495 code for a protein of 163 amino acids. The record is from RefSeq and is a predicted model, not a curated record. NCBI's taxonomy places the organism in Eukaryota, Metazoa, Chordata, Actinopteri, Cypriniformes, Cyprinidae.
CCCAUGUUUGAUGGCAAAGUGCCUCACUGGCACCAUUUUUCCUGCUUUUGGCUCCGGGCUGCAGUACAGUCACCCUCUGACAUAUCUGGAUUUAUUGACCUCCGCUGGGGUGAUCAGGAAAAAGUGAAGAAAGCCAUUGAGAGCGGAGAUGCUACCGGAGGGAAAGGAGAGCAGAAGGGAGCAGCUAAAGGGGAGAAGAUCCUGAAUGACUUUGCAGUGGAGUACGCCAAAUCCAACAGAAGCACCUGCAAGGGGUGUGAUCAAAAAAUCGAAAAGGACCACAUACGAGUGUCAAAGAAGACAGUGGACCCAGAGAAACCUCAGCUUGGUCUAAUAGAUCGCUGGUACCACACUGGCUGCUUUGUGAGCCGCCGUGAGGAGCUAUUGUUUAAACCAGAGUACAGUGCCGCCCAGCUCAAAGGUUUCGCAGCUCUACGAGAUGAAGACAAAGAGGAGCUGAAGAAAAGGCUUCCUGCAGUGAAGAAUGAAGGGUGAGCUUUUGAUUUCUUAUUUAGGUUGCUGUCAUGAAUCAAACUAUAUAAGCACCGCUUUAGGAUGCUUUUUGCUGCUUUAUUUAGAUUUACCAAAAAAAAUCUGCAUAACUAUUUAUUUAAACUGGACAGGUUUGUGUAGCAAUUUCUGCUUGAAAGAUUUUAUGGAUCUGUCGU